AAAAAUAGUUUCUUUUCAUAAUCAAAUUGAUUCCGUGUGAAGCUCGCGCCUUCUUAUCCGGACCGGAUUGCUUUUUGGCCGCACGCCCAUCGUUUCCUCUCGACGGUUCCCUCGGCUUAGCAUCGAUCAUGACACGGCUAAUUCGCGAAGCACCGGCCAGAGCCAACAUUGAGCUGGGCGAUGUAACGCACCACAACCUGAAGCAGCUGAAGAAGAUCAACACCGUCGUGCUUCCGGUGUCAUACAACGACAAAUUCUACCUAGACGUACUCGAAUCGGGCGAGCUCGCCAAACUAGCCUACUACAACGAUGUCGUGGUAGGCGCCGUAUGCUCACGUGUUGACACCUCCGAGAACAUGCGCCGGCUGUACAUCAUGACCCUGGGUUGUCUCUACCCGUACCGGAGGCUCGGCAUCGGUACCGUGAUGGUGCAACACAUCCUCAAUUGCGUCGAGCGUGACGGAAACUUCGACAGCAUAUUCCUGCACGUGAAAGUGGAUAACAAAGGAGCGAUCGAGUUCUACAAACGCUUCGGAUUCGAAAUUGUCGAAACCAAGCAGCAUUACUACAAGCGUAUUGAGCCGGCCGACGCCCACGUACUGCAGAAGACACUGACGAAGAAGGCGGCCGUAGCUGCGGCAGCGGCCAGCAGCAAUCCUUCCCACCACAGUUCGGACACGGAAGAUCUGGUAGCCAAUGGUGACACGCACGAGCUUCCCGCAGGUACCGCGGAACCACACGGUCAGGCCAAUGCCAUCGCAAACAAUCACUCGAGCAUCCAAAACUCAACCUCGCAGCAAACGCAACCGGCACUGGAGAAGAACCGAUAAAACGUGAACUGCUUGCCAGUUCCCAGCCACAUCAUCACCAUACGAAGAACCGUUUGCCUCCCACCAGCGCGGGAAAGGAACUCUCGGAGCCAGAGUCCAGUGUUCUUCUCGCGCUGGCCGACGACGAGAUUCGCUCUGUUUAGCUGUGUUUGUUAAAUUAAAUUCUGCUUACGCACGCGUGUGCAAACGCCCAGCGAAAGGGGCGCAUCCCAGCAUCAUCAUUACUCCCUGUUUAACGUAGAUCGUUCUUCGACUGUGUUCCGAGACCACGGUGCACACAGCUCAUCUCCUUCAGCUACUGUGUUUAGGACGCGUUUUCCGGCCACGCCGUCACAGACGAAGCUGGUGCACGCUCGCUCCUGAGGACAUCUUAGCUCAUUUGUGUUUCUGUUGUCACAUUCGUCAGUAGUUAAGCGUAAUAGUGUGUGGACACGAUCAUACGGCCCCGUGGAUGGGGCUCCCAGUACAGGCUAACACAAAGUGAACAGACAUCUAAACAUAGGACGAAUAAAGU
This is a messenger RNA of Anopheles nili, 1344 nucleotides long. RefSeq names its product probable N-acetyltransferase san (gene san). NCBI's taxonomy places the organism in Eukaryota, Metazoa, Arthropoda, Insecta, Diptera, Culicidae. The record is from RefSeq and is a predicted model, not a curated record. Gene Ontology annotation, cellular component: NatA complex. The coding region runs from base 129 to 830 and encodes 233 amino acids. The transcript has 2 exons. Gene Ontology annotation, molecular function: acyltransferase activity, transferring groups other than amino-acyl groups. Gene Ontology annotation, biological process: mitotic sister chromatid cohesion.